GUCUAAAUGCACCACUGGUUAUCUACCUACCAAUUAGAUAUAAGAAAGGCAACACGAAAUGGUUUAAUGGUAACCCGGGUUUAAUCCUAAUAUCUAAAAUAGUGAACAAUGAACAUAUUAAUUUUUACAAUUUGAUAAAAUUAUUAUUUACUACUAUGAACUAUUAAACUAUAAUAGUUAAUAUUUAAUAAUUAAUAGCACAGAUUUUAUAAAAAUGUUCAUAUAAUCUGUGAUAAUCAUAAUAUUACGUCUUAUUGAUUCAAUCCACUUUAGUCAUAGCUUAAACACAGAAUAGAUUUAAUCUAUUCUGUGGUUUAAAUUUAGACACCUUUUUGAUUAAAAUGAUAUGCCUAAAUUAUGCACGAAUUAAGAAAUAAUUAGUAUAAGAAAUUAAGAAAGACGUAUAUUAUCAUUAUUAUCUUAAUAUUCGUGGACUUAUGUAGUUAUGGAUACAUUUAAAAAAAAAAUUAAAUUAUUGUGGUUGUACAAUUUUAGACUAGAUAGCGCUUACAAAACUAUUUUGUUAUCAAUUAUAUUUUGUUCUUACUUUUUCCAUCUAACUAUUAUCUAUUUUAAUUUUUGAUAAGUUUGACUAUAGUUUAAACUUUUAUUUAAAUUAAAAUAAAUUACCAAUAAUCAAAGAGGUUGAUUCAUUAUUUCAUUAACAAUUGAUGUUCUAAUUAUAAUAUAAAUCACACUGUUGAGUGUCGCUUGAUAUUAUGAAUUCGUCAAGUGAAGAAGAUUCACCUUCAAAUCCUAUUGGAAUAUUAGUAUCUCAUAGACAACUCGAAGGCUGGUUAUCACAAGAAAAUCCAAUUCCUUCUCCAUCUGAAUUAUAUACUUUUCGCUGUCCAUACACUUUACGCAAGACUGAACAGUUUCGAUUUAUGAAUCAACUUUGGACUGUUGGUGAUAUUGUAUCACUGAGUGAAUCAAAAUCAAACAAAAUCUUUUAUGCACAAAUUAUUAAGUUACAUGAAAAUGAGUUAUGUGAAAAACGAGCAAAAAUCAUGUGGUUGGCUCCUAAAGCAAACAUUGGAGUCACUGACGAAUCAAAAAAGGUGCAUUAUGACACUUUCAAACCAAAUGAUUUUGUACACGUUUCUAUUGAUAGCAGAUUGGUACCCAUGCAUUGCCUAACAUUUGUUAUGAGUGUUCCAAACUUAUUUGAGUAUAAAAAACACAUAGGUACUGAUUACCUGGUCAAUACACAUAUUGUUUCACAUGCAGAAAGAUAUGCAGAGUCUGAUGAAGACGAUGGACCCAAAUCCAAAAGUAAAGUGAGGCGGCUGCUUAACAAGUGAAUAAAAUAAUUAUACCCAUUAAUUAUUUUAUAAUAUAUUGUAAGCCAAAAUCGUUGUUGAUGUACUCCUAACUUGGUUGAAAGAAUAAAAUGUCUUAUGUUAAUAUUAAUACUAAAUGAAUGUAGGUACCUAAUUUCAUAUUGUAAUAAAACCAUUUUUGCUUUAAAUGUAAUUCACGCUUAUCUAUUUAUGCAUUUCUAAAACAAUAUAUUUUAUAACUUGUUAAACAUUAGCCCUAAUAAAACAUAAUUUUAAGAAAUCAUUGUAUAUUUAUUUUGAAUACAUUGCAUAUGUAUUCGGUAAAUCUGUAGUAUUAUUAUUUAUACCUUUGUCAUUUGUAUAGAUAUUUAAUAAAUAUAUAAUUAAAUAAA
Molecule: messenger RNA, 1675 nt
Organism: Metopolophium dirhodum (rose-grain aphid)
Lineage: Eukaryota; Metazoa; Arthropoda; Insecta; Hemiptera; Aphididae
Product: GATA zinc finger domain-containing protein 1-like
Exons: 1
Coding region: 720-1304 (194 amino acids)
Source: RefSeq, a predicted model, not a curated record